AUGCCACCGGAUGAUGUGAUGCACUGCGUUGUCCGUGAGCUGUUUCCGACUACAGCUGGUGAGACGGUGCGAAAUCUUGAUGUCGCCACAUCCAAUAACAGCGCGGCAAUUGAGUUGGUUACCAGUGCCGAGAUAAGUACUAUCGCUGGAAGCAUGAAGCUGGGAAAGGCGCCUGGGCCGGAUGGCAUUCCACUGAGAGCUCUUCGGCUCGCCUGUGCUCUGAGGCCGGAAAUCUUCGUUGAUAUGUUCAACAGGUGUCUACAGGAGGCUGUCUUUCCAGAUAUCUGGAAAUCGCAGAGACUGGUUCUGCUCCUAAACCAGGCAAGAAUCCGGGCGAACCUGCUGCAUAUCGGCCAAUCUGCCUCAUUGACAAUGCGGGAAAAAUGCUGGAGAAAAUCAUCGACAGUCGACGCAGCGACUAGAGUUGUGGAGAUCGCCUCACACGCCAUAGCGGGCAGCAGAUGGAAGGGAGGAGCCAAGGAGUAUUGCUUGAUGGUCACGCUGGACAUCAAGAAUGCCUUUAACUCGGCUCGUUGGGACUGCAUUCUCAAGGCUCUGGCAGCGUUCCAAGUGCCGAGAUAUCUUCUGGAAAUCGCCUAUCUGCCUCAUCGACGUGGCGGGAAACUGCUGGAGAAGGUGAUCUGCACUCGCUUGGAGGAAGCUAUAUUGGUGAACGGAAACCUUUCCCCCAACCAAUAUGGAUUCCGGAAGGCCAGGUCGACAGUAGAUGCAAUCGAGAAGGUAGUUGGCAUUGCUUCCAAUGCAAUUGCUGGCACUCGCUGGAAAGGGGGCCAGAAGAAGUACUGUCUGAUGGUGACAUUGGACAUCAGAAACGCCUUCAACUCGGCCCGGUGGAACUGCAUCUUACGGGCGCUAGACGCAUUCAAAGUCCCACGGCAGUUGUUAAAGAUUAUCAGGAGUUACUUCUCGUCGAGAGUACUCAAAUAUGAUACCAGUGAUCGAACAGAAGAGUACAUCGUGACUGGAGGCGUUCCUCAGGGGUCUGUGCUUGGCCCGCUAUUGUGGAACGCGAUGUACGACGGAAUCCUUCGACUGGACCUGCCGACAGGAGCAAACCUAAUUGGUUUCGCCGACGACAUUGCGCUACUUGUGGUCGCUAAGGAGCUGGAGGUCGCCGAAUCAAAUUGCAACAGAGCUAUCGAUUGCAUUGGGACUUGGCUGCUCUCCGUUGGACUGGAGUUGGCUCCCCACAAAACGGAAGCAGUGCUGAUCAGUAGCAGGAAUAAAGUGGAAACAGCGGUAGUCAAGGUCGGAGCCGCCCAUAUUACCUCCAAGCGUACACUUAAGUACCUGGGAGUGACGAUCGACUCGAUGCUGAGUUUUCGGGAACACCUGCAGGAGGUUGGCCACGCCGUUAUCAAAAGCUCGCACAUCGGCGGCUUGGCGUCAACCUUCCGGCUGAGCGCCAUCAGAGUCAUAAGCGGUUUCAGGACCGUUUCCGACGAGGCUGCACAUGUCAUUGCCGGCAUACCCCCCUUCGAGGAAACGGUCAGGGAGAGGGAAUGGACGACAAGGAGUCACGGCCAGUUGAACUUUCACUUGACCCAGGUCAUCAGUGGCCACGGCUGCUUCAGGAGCUACUUGUUCCGGUUCGGACACGACACAGCCGAAGAGUGCCCCGCUUGUUUCCCGACUGCGGUGGAGGACGCCGAGCACGUAAUCUUCCAGUGCGGUAGAUACGCAACCCUCAGACAAGAGCUGGCAGAUGCAAUUGGUGAGAGGUUAACUGUGUCGACAUUGGUUCCGCUGAUGCUGGUAUCGUCCACUAACUGGACACUGAUCAGCCAAUUUGUGGCUGCGGUCAUGAACGAGCAAAGGAGGGCCGAGAAGGCAAGACAAAGAACGAGGGAGUAA
Drosophila sulfurigaster albostrigata is the source of this 1875-nucleotide messenger RNA. RefSeq lists its product as uncharacterized. The coding region runs from base 1 to 1875 and encodes 624 amino acids. NCBI's taxonomy places the organism in Eukaryota, Metazoa, Arthropoda, Insecta, Diptera, Drosophilidae. The record is from RefSeq and is a predicted model, not a curated record. The transcript is spliced from 5 exons.